Dictyostelium purpureum is the source of this 3003-nucleotide messenger RNA. RefSeq lists its product as uncharacterized. The coding region runs from base 1 to 3003 and encodes 1000 amino acids. The record is from RefSeq and is a predicted model, not a curated record. NCBI's taxonomy places the organism in Eukaryota, Evosea, Eumycetozoa, Dictyosteliales, Dictyosteliaceae. Gene Ontology annotation, biological process: mitotic DNA replication initiation; double-strand break repair via break-induced replication. Gene Ontology annotation, molecular function: 3'-5' DNA helicase activity; ATP binding; single-stranded DNA binding. The transcript is spliced from 2 exons. Gene Ontology annotation, cellular component: MCM complex; nucleus.
AUGUCACAGAAAAAAACAACUUCAAAAACUACAUCAAAAAACAAUAAUAAUAGCAGCAAUAACAACAAUAAUAACAAUAAUAAUAAUAAUAAUAACGAUGACGAAAAUAUUUUAAGUUUUUUAAAUUCAAUUAAAAACGACGAAAAAAAAAAAUCAAGCAAGUCAAACAAUCAACUAAAUAAUAAUAAUAAUGAUAAUAAAAUCGAUGACGAUAAUGAGGAUGAUAAUAUAGAUUUUUUCAAUAAUGAAAAGAAAUAUUUAAAAGUUGAAGAACCGGUACAAAGUGAUGUAGAAAGCGAUAUUGAAGAGGAACUUGGUGUUUAUGAAGAAGAUGAAGACAACGUUUCAUCCGAAGGUGAAGGUGAUGAUUUAUUGGAUGAAGAAUUACAAGAAAAGGAUGAGGAAGAAGCAUUUGAAGCAGAAGAUAAUUAUUAUGAAAAAGAAGGUUUAGACGAUAAACAAUACGAAAAUAUCGACAAUAACAAAAAAAGAGAAGUAGAUUCAAUUUUAAGGAAACGUGAUUUUCAAGAAAUGAAAUCAAAAAAUUUAACCAAACGUUAUCAAUAUAGAAUUUCAUCGUUUAUUAAUGAUGAUGAAAAUGAAAUGGUAGAUGAAGACAAUGAAGAGCAUUUAAAUGAAAAAAGAAAGAAACUAUUAAAAAAAAGAAGAGAAACUAUUAAUAAACAAAAUGAAAAUAUUAAAAAAGAUUAUGAUUCAUCAGUACCAACAUUUUCAAUGAAUGUUAACGAAUUUGAAGAUAAUGAAUAUGAAGAAGAAAUAGAAGAUGAAGAUGCACCAUUUGUAAAUUUAGAAAAUCCAGAUAAAGAUAUUAACCUUAGAGAAUAUGUAUGUUUAACAGCCCCAAGAAGAGAAAUUAGUAAAAGGUUUGCACAAUUCUUGUUAACAUUCAAAGAAAAAGAUAGCAAAACAUUUUAUUAUCAAGAAGCAAUUCAAAAGAUGUGUGCAUCCAAUAAAGAGACUUUGUUAGUUAAUUUUACGCAUUUGACCGCCGCCACACCAUUUGGUUUAUGGGUUGCCGAAAUUCCAUCGGAGAUGAUUGAAAUUUUUGACGAAACUGCGAUGAAGGUCGUACUAUCAUUCUACAAAAACUAUAGAAAUAUCGUCAAAUCAAUUCAUGUUCGUAUUACUCAUCUACCACUCUGUGAAUCACUUCGUGAUAUUCGUCAAACAAGUUUAAACAAAUUAACAAAAGUUGGUGGCGUUAUUACCCGUCGUUCAAAUGUUUAUCCACAAUUAAAAUAUGUCAAGUAUGAUUGUAUAAAAUGUCGAACUACAUUGGGUCCAUUCAGUUUAGACGGUGUAUCAAAUGACUCUAAACCUCCAAUUGGUAUUUGUCCACAAUGUCAAAGUAAAGGUCCGUUCAUUAUCAAUUCAGAGCAAACUGUUUAUCGUGAUUUCCAAAAAGUUACACUUCAAGAAUCGCCAGGUACUGUGCCACCAGGUCGUCUUCCACGUACCAAGGAUAUCAUUUUAAUGGAUGAUUUAAUCGAUACAGUUCGUCCAGGUGAGGAGGUUGAAAUCACUGGUAUUUAUAAACACAACUUUGACAUUAAGCUUAAUCAUCAACAAGGUUUCCCUGUAUUCUCCACAAUUAUCGAGGCCAACCAUAUCAAUAAGAAGGAAGAUUUGCUCUCAUCAUUUAUUUUAACUGAUGAAGAUGAACGUGAAAUUCGUCGUCUUUCAAAAGAAAGUAAUAUAGCCGAUAAAAUUAUCCAAUCAAUUGCCCCAUCCAUCUAUGGUCACGAAGAUAUCAAAAUCGCUUUAGCAUUGGCAUUAUUUGGUGGUAGUCCAAAAGAUAUCAACAAUAAACAUAGAAUUAGAGGUGAUAUUAAUGUAUUAUUAAUUGGUGAUCCAGGUGUAGCCAAAAGUCAAUUUUUAAAAUAUGUCGAAAAGACUGCUCAUCGUGCGGUUUACACUACAGGUCAAGGUGCAUCAGCAGUAGGUUUAACAGCAGCAGUACGUAUGGAUCCAUUGACACGUGAAUGGACAUUAGAAGGUGGUGCUUUGGUUUUAGCAGAUAGAGGAGUUUGUAUGAUUGAUGAAUUCGAUAAAAUGAAUGAUCAAGAUCGUACCUCAAUUCACGAAGCUAUGGAACAACAAUCAAUUUCAAUUUCAAAAGCAGGUAUUGUUACCACAUUAACGGCACGUUGCUCCGUUAUUGCUGCUGCCAAUCCAAAAAGAGGCAAAUAUGAUGCAGGUUUAAAUCUUUUACAAAAUGUUGACCUUACAGAACCAAUUUUAUCUCGUUUCGAUAUUAUAUGUGUAGUUAGAGAUACCAUCGACUCAUUCAAAGAUCGUGAAUUGGCUAGAUUUGUUGUUCAAAGUCAUGUUAGAUCACAUCCCAACCAAGUAAAUGGUGAGUUUGACUAUCUCUCUAAAGCCACCAAACAAUCACCCAUAUCUCAAGAACUCUUAAGAAAAUAUAUUAUCUAUGCUAAACGUAUUCGUCCAAGAAUUACAAAUAUCGAUAAAGAUAAGAUUUCAAGACUCUAUACCGAACUUCGUCGUGAAUCUAGAAAUGGUGGUUUUGCAAUGACUGUUCGUCAUGUCGAAUCUAUUAUCCGUAUGGCUGAAGCCCAUGCUAAAAUGCACCUAAGAGAUUAUGUAACCGAUGUCGAUGUUAACACUAGUAUUCGUGUAAUGUUAGAUAGCUUUAUCAAUGCUCAAAAACACUCAAUGUACAAAAAUUUACGUAAAAAAUUCGCUCCAUAUGUCAACUUCCAAAAAGAUAACAAUAUAUUUUUAAUUCAACUAUUACAAUCACUUGUCAGAGAACAUACAAACUAUCACAUUACAAGAAGUGGCCAAAUACCCGAUCAACUUACAAUACCAUAUGACGAUUUCGAUACCAAAGCUCGUGAGUCUGGUAUCACCGAAUUAACAAAUUUCUUUAGCUCUAAUGAAUUUACUUCAAGACCAGAGUUUUCUCUUAAAAAAGACAAAUCAGUUAUUAUGUUUACAAGAAAUAAAAUAAAUUCAUAA